Pneumocystis jirovecii RU7 is the source of this 549-nucleotide messenger RNA. RefSeq lists its product as uncharacterized. The transcript has 4 exons. NCBI's taxonomy places the organism in Eukaryota, Fungi, Ascomycota, Pneumocystomycetes, Pneumocystales, Pneumocystaceae. The coding region runs from base 1 to 549 and encodes 182 amino acids. Gene Ontology annotation, biological process: RNA splicing. Gene Ontology annotation, cellular component: precatalytic spliceosome. The record is from RefSeq and is a predicted model, not a curated record.
AUGACGCAAAAAUACUCUUCAAAAGAUAGAAAAAGAAGCUCUUCUAGGCACAGGAAUCGUUCUAAAUCUCCAGACUAUAGUGAAAAACGUCACCGUUCAAGGGAUAGAUCACAACGUAGCGAAAAAAGAAAAAGUAGAGAGCGUUAUUCUGACAGUAGAAGAAGAAGAAAUGAUACAUCUAGUCGUUUUGGUCGUAGAUCUCAUGCACGUCAUCGAAGUGAUUCUUCUAUAAGUACAGAUCGACGUAGUGAGUCACCGUCACAGACAUAUAGAAAGAACACUCAUUAUUCAGCUUCUCGAGAUGAUUCAGCAUUCUUGAAACCUGACACAGAAGCAUCUAAAGACUCAUGGAUAGAUGAUAUUGACCGCCAGACGUCACAGAUGGCAAAAAUGCUUGGAUUCUCUGGAUUUAAAACAACUCAUCAGCAAAAAGUUGAGGGAAAUGAUGUUGGUGCUGUAUAUAAAGUUAAACCAACAAAAUAUCGACAAUAUAUGAAUCGAAGAGGAGGAUUUAAUAGACCAUUAGAUACUGAUACACCAAGACGAUAA